CAUCCUACUCCAGGUCACCGUAGCGACCGACCUGUGGCUGAGCCCGAGACCGUAUUUUCUGGUGCACCUGGGCUGCCUACUCAGCAACCGGUGCCACCACCCGGCGAUUUUUCCAAUCCAAGACCUCCACACCGGCCUACUGUUCCUGUUGUGCCAAUCGACUUGCACGGAAGACCUCCAAGCGCACCUGCUAACCUUGAACCCAGUGACGACAUUCGCGAGCCUCAAACCUGGUACCGUCCCCCAAGAUCACAGGGCUUAGUACGUCGUUCAACGGAUUUGAUUUCAAGAUGUAACUUUGGUAAUUCUGCAGGGCAUGCCUCCUCCGCCUGUUAUCCCUGGUCAACAAGGUGGUUGCCAAUACGUGCCAAUGCCUCCGGGACCAACCGUAGUGCAAUUACCAUUCUUUGACACAUUGAUGAACAUCCUUCGGGAACAUCGUCUCGCCCAACUUGCGACGGUGGACCAACAGCGAGAAUUGAUGACGUACAUGAGAGGCCUGAAUGAACGGCUUGAAAGGGACAUGCAGGACCGUCAAGCAGAAUUACGGGGGGUGACCGCUCGUGUUGAUGAGCUCAGAAAUGAUCUUGCACGACUAGGAUUAGGGAUGCAGCCCGGCGUGCAACCACUAGGUGUCAUUUCCACCUAUGAUGGUUCUCCUCAGUCGGGUCGAUAUACUCCUUCCAUACCCGAUGAACCCCCACUGCGCUGGCCGCAGGGCAUGCCAGAACCUCAUCAUUACCCUCCAGGUGCGCAAGGACCAGUACUCCCUGGUGGUUAUGAUGGUUAUCCCCAACUACAAAAUGGCGAUCGCGAUGCUGUGCUCUCCACGAGACCAUUGCCAGCACAUACAAUCGUAGUUCAACAGAGUGAUGCUGAAGGGAGUGAGACUAGUACGGAUACCCAACAGACCUAUGCGCAUCCCAACGUACACCAUGUACAACACCCUCCGGAGGAUCACAUGGCACCAGGGCAUCAGCAAGAUAUCCCUGACGUAGUACAUUCCGGGGAGCAUAUACACAGCCAUGGAAGCCCUCGGCCCCAGGAUAUCAACAUCAAUGUGCGUCCACAACCGACUCCACCCCCUCAAGUGGGUAUGACAGAUCAGCCUGCGCCAAUACAGCCGGGGCCUCCAUAUGGAUUCGCAGGGAUACCACCGUCACCCAUGUUUGGAGGGCCUGGUCCCGGACCCGUGAUAAUUCACCCACCUUUUGAGCCAGCACCCAGACCCAGGUCCAGGUCCAGGUCCAGGUCCAGAUCUAGUUCCGGGAGAGGAGGCCCAGUGGUCAUACAACAAAGCCCUCCGCCUGGCCCUGUCGUAUUACAAUUGCCGCCCGGGGAACAGGUCGCCAGAUCUCCCACUCGCCAAGAAUUUGGUGUUCCUUCAGGUGGCGGCCCUGGCGGUCCAGUAGAGGGGUUACCUGGUAGCGUGGGACACGUCGAUCGUUCACGAUCUCGGUCUCGGUCACCUCGUAGAGGGUACCGCGAUAGAUAUCCUCCAUACGACGAUCCUUACUCUCCUGAUUAUGAUUACCCAAGACAUUCGGAUGACCGUCGACACCGAUACUACUCGCAUGAACAUGGCCCCCAUCGCCGUUUUUAUGCCAACUACUCUCCCCCACGGAGAGGGCCUCGUGAUCAUCACUCGCGAUCGCCAUCACGAGGAGGAGGCGAGAGGCAUAGAGAUGAUGAUCGCUGCCACUGCCGUGGACGCCCCCGUUCACUCUCUCCCACACGUUCGGAAGGAAGAGACCCAAGCAGAGGAGAUGAGCGCUCACCGACUCACAGAGCUCCCAGUCGAAUUUCAGAGGCGGAUGCACCUGGUUGUAGCCAUCACACCCCUAGUCGCAGACGUUCAAGUGUUGAAGGGGACCCUGGCCGCAGACGUCCCAGUUAUGACGAAGGCGAUCACCUACCGACUCACAGAACUCCCACUCGGUAUUCAGAAGAGGAUAUACCUGUUUGCAGCUAUCGCAGAGAUAGUCCUGGCAUCCCUGCUUCUCUGCGGUUUGAGGACCCUCCAUGGUCACCAACUGUCAUCAGGAUCGAGCAACCAGAGCGAACACAUCCUGAAAUACACACCGGCCGGUCCAUGAUCAUGACUCCGGAAGAACGCCCAUUUUCACCAGAACGACGUCCGAUGAGCCCCACUAGUGAGCUUCGACAACAACUACGUCAUUCCCCUCAUGCAUACAUUCCAACUGUCCGUUCCUCACAUCCAAUACCUUCUGUAAGGGACGCAGGAGGUCAUGAUCCUCAUGUACACUUUGACCCAACGACUACCAGAUUUGAUGAAGUCCAUAAUCGACUGCACGAACGACUGGAUGAAGUAGAACGUAAACUCAACCAGGUCGUCCAAGGCGCUGAUGGAGCUGAAGACUGUCGUGAAGCAGAGUUCCGAAACAGUGAAGAACACAGAGAGCAAAUCUUCCUCCAGAACGAACAACGUCGUGAUGAUGAGGCAAGACAGCGCGGUGAUGAACUAUUUGCUGAACUGGAAGAAAGAGCGCGCAGUGUACCUUCUCUACCGUUCCCUCCUCCCGGAUCAGAGGAUAAUGCUUCCAUCGUCGAAUCAAUUCACGCAGCUUCUCAUGAGGCGGCUUCUCGCGACGUCGGUGACAUUUUGGAGACGGUUCAACUUGAGCGCGAGCAGUCUGCUCGCGAAAGGGAGCCUUUUGCAUCCGAGAAGGGGCGGGAACGUGCUGAAUUUGCCGCCGAGCGUGCUCGCAUGGAUGAAGAGCGCGAUCGAAGGGUUCAUGACCUGGAGGAAGAGCUUGCACGCGUUCGUGGGGAGCUUGAUAGCGAAAGGCAGCUACGACAGACUGAGAACGAGGAGCGAGCGGCUGCUAAUGAACGCAUGGACGCGCAAUUGAGUGACAUCACACAGUUAGUUUCGGAGCAAUGCGACGAGUGCACCAGGAAGAGGGAGCUUAUGGAUCAGCGAUGGGAAGAAAAGCAGGGCGGCACAAUAUAGAUUACAAUCUCGCGCAAUGUUAACGAGGUACCAGCCUAGUUG
Molecule: messenger RNA, 3016 nt
Organism: Suillus subaureus
Lineage: Eukaryota; Fungi; Basidiomycota; Agaricomycetes; Boletales; Suillaceae
Exons: 7
Coding region: 317-2974 (885 amino acids)
Source: RefSeq, a predicted model, not a curated record